Messenger RNA from Acytostelium subglobosum LB1, 1482 nucleotides. RefSeq lists its product as hypothetical. Lineage: Eukaryota; Evosea; Eumycetozoa; Acytosteliales; Acytosteliaceae. The annotation marks the transcript as partial. The record is from RefSeq and is a predicted model, not a curated record. The transcript has 3 exons.
AUGAAUGAGGUGACAAGCCCAACUACAAUGGGUAUUGUCAUGAUUGGAGGAAUUGACUUUCAUCGUAUACACGUAGGCAGAAAGAGGACUGUCAGGUUCACAUUGGUAAACUGUGACUCAAAGUCGAUACUCAUAACAAACUUGGUUCUCCAACACACAAAGAGCCUUAACAACUCUACCAACUCAUCGUUGUCCUCCUCUUCUACCUCCUCUUCAACAAACCUUUAUCUUCACAAAAGUCUUUCAAAUGACUCCGAUCAACAACAGCUACAACAACAGAAAUUUUUAAUCAAUAGCACACAGACAGCAGCUAUUGUACAACCAGACUCUCAUCAACCCUUUACUAUUCCAUCAAACAUAGAGUUUCCAAUUGUAAUACUACCAUGGCAGGAGUUUGAGAGCCAUAUAUCAUUCUCACCAUCAUCAAGUGGUUGGUUCACGGCCUUGCUAUCGAUUCACUCCAUUGAAGGUUCAAUGCCCAAAAUACAACAGAUAUCAUUGCAUGGUGAGGGUGAGCAACCCUCCACUCCAACUCAGAUAAUCUACAAGGACAACCAAUCACCACUUAUCAUUGAGACACCAAAGAAGUACAUGGAGUCUACACCAAGCAACUCCAACUCAAGUUCACUCUAUGAUCAUAUGACAUCACAACAAGGCUCAACGAUAAGAUACCCAAUAUUCUUUGAUGAGGAUUGUCCACAAUCCAUUGGUUCUGGCUCACACAACAUUUCCUCACUUCUCGAUAGUUCAACACAUACAAGCUCUCAACACAAAAAGUCCGUCCAAUCAACUCUUCCCAACACAUUGUCCAGAACAUCAUCUACUACAACACCUUCAAGAUCAAAAGAGAAAAGGAAAGUCAGAUGGAAUCCAUUAGUGUCUGAAAUGGCUACAGAAGGUACAAACCAACUAUCUUCCUCUAGAACAGAGCUACCAUCAAGCAACUCUGCAACAUCAAAGACUUUCACUCCUGAAUCAUCACACUACCAGCAUCAACAAACGUUCAGACCAGCUCCACCACGUAAUAAUAACAAACAUCCAACACAACAACAACAACAACCAAGAUCACAAUCAUUUGGUCGGGACCAUACCCUACUUGAGAACAGGUUUGAGUACCUAGAGAAGAAGCUGAUGGAUAUUUCAAAGUUGGUCAAUAGUACUACCAACCACCGCAAUAUUAUUAAGUCCGACCAAAAUGGAAAGAAUACUACAUCAUCAACGCCAGUUUCCACACCAAAUGGCAACCGACAGGAACCAAAUGAAGUUCCCCAGACUGCUAGCACGAGCACAAGCCAACAAGACACAAGCCAUAUCCAUAUGACUGAUGACGAUUGGAAACUUUAUAAUGAAUUGGAAACAACAAAGAGCAAGGUAGCGACACCAGCAGCGUGGAAGAACUUUCUUAGACCAUCCCUUGAGCGAUCAAUCGACCAUUCACUCUAUAAGUAUGAACCAUCAACACCCUUUAUCUCUCGGUCAAAU